UGUCACCGGAGCGGAGCCCGCGCGCCCUCGCCUAUCGUUUCCUAGCGAGGUCCGUCCCCUGCGGAUAAAGAAAAACGAAGCGCAACCCCUCACAGCCACGCCUUGGUCCGUCUCUCCCCCUCCCACGCCCCUGCUCCUCCUCCGGCCAUACUGGCUGGCCGGAGGCACGCCGCGCGGCUGACCUUGGGUGCACGCUUGGACACUCCGCUCGGCGAAUGAGGUUGAGGAGCAUAUAGCGGCACCACAAUGCUAGAAAACGGCAUACAACUGACGCCGGCAUCCACUUCCAACAGCACGGGCAAGACAAGAAACAAUGGGAAAGAGCUCAACGGAUCCGCCUCCACGGAGGAGGAGAAGCGCCAGGGCAAUGGCGGCGACGUGCAGCCGCCGCCGCCGAGCACCUGCACGACGUGCGCCAAGGGGCACACGUGCCAGGCUGUGGUCAGCCGGACGCGGGAGAUGCGGAGCCUCAUCGACGCCAAGAAGCCUCACCAGGCGCAGGCCCUCUUCGACGACCUCGCCGACGAGGGCCACCGCCCGUCCCUCGUGACCUACACCACCCUGCUCACCGCGGUGACGAACCAGCGCGCGUUCGAGGCGAUCCCUUCGCUGCUCGCCGGCAUCGACGCAGCCGGGCUGCGGCCGGACGCCAUCUUCUUCAACGCCCUCAUCAACUCCUUCGUGGAGGCCGGGCGGAUGGGCGAGGCCACCAGCACCUUCUGGAAGAUGAGCCGCCACCACCCGGGCUGCCGCCCCACCAUCAGCACCUUCAACACGCUCAUCAAGGGCUUCGGCAUCGCCGGCCGCCCCGACGAGGCGCAGCGCGUCUUCGACAUGAUGGCCGGCGGCGACGGCCACGGCGACGGCGCCGGGGUCGCGUCCACGGUGAGGCCCAACCUGACUACCUACAACAUCCUGGUGAAGGCGUGGUGCGACCACCGGAGGCUGGAGGAGGCGUGGGGCGUGGUGGGCAGGAUGCGCGCGCGCGGCGUGGAGCCCGACGUCGUCACCUAUAACACCGUCGCCAGCGCCUACGCCAAGAACGACGAGACGUGGCGGGCGGAGGAGCUGGUGGUGGAGAUGGUGCGCGCCAGGCUGCGCACCAGCGAGCGCACCUGGGGCAUCAUCGUCGGCGGAUACUGCAGGGAGGGCAGGCUGGAGGAGGCGCUCCGCUGCGUCCGCCAGAUGAAGGACGCCGGCGUCCUCCCCAACGUCAUCGUCUUCAACACCCUCCUCAAGGGCUUCCUCGACGCCAACGACACGGCCGCCGCCGACGACGUUCUCGGGCUGAUGGAGCAGUUCGGCAUCAAGCCGGACAUCGUGACGUACAGCCACCAGCUGAACGCCUUCAGCUCGCUGGGUCACAUGGCGAAAUGCAGCAAGGUGUUCGACAAGAUGGUGGAGGCCGGGAUCGAGCCGGACCCGCAGGUGUACAGCAUCCUCGCCAAGGGCCACGUGCGCGCGCAGCAGCCCGGCAAGGCGGAGGAGCUCCUGGAGCGGAUGUGCCGCCUCGGCGUCCGCCCCAACGUCGUCACCUUCACCACCGUCAUCAGCGGCUGGUGCAGCGUCGCAGACAUGGACAACGCCACCAGGGUGUACAGGAAGAUGCGGGACGCCGGCGUGCGCCCCAACCUCAGGACGUUCGAGACGCUCAUCUGGGGGUACAGCGAGCAGAAGCAGCCGUGGAAGGCCGAGGAGGUCCUCCGGAUGAUGCAGGAGGCGGGCCUCAGGCCGAAGCAGAGCACCUACAGCCUCGUCGCCGAUGCGUGGAAGGCCGUCGGCCUGGUCAAGAAUGCCAACCGCAACCUCGGUUCUCCCGAUGACCGUCGUCGCCCCACCCCCAACGCGAGCGAUCACGACGAGCCGGACCGCCGUCCCGACGACGACGAUGACAAGCUGCGAAGAUCCGGAAGAGCCAGUGAGCAGGCAACGGGUGAUCCAUCAUCACAUGCCAGUUUCGUGCAGGUGACAAGCGCGCUAGGGACAGGCAGGGCUGGAGACUUUGCAUCAUCGGCGCCAUCGUCGUCAUCGCCGUGGCGAUCGUGUCAGCUCCGACUGCGAGCUUCGGGGUUUUGCAGGAACCAAAGGCAGAAGCAGGGUGGGAUGUACAGUCACAGCAUCAGCUCAAUCAAGAUGGUCUUCCUCAGCUAAGAGGCGGCCAUUGUUUGCUGUUCAGAACAUGUACACUACCUGUAAAACCCAAUUCUUCCCCAAUCUCCUGACCGUAGAUGCUGGUCAUUUUUGUAUGAUUCUGCACACACAUUGGUCUUCGAUUCAGAAGUCUCACCAUUCCACAGAGCAAACUCCCCUCAAA
Molecule: messenger RNA, 2314 nt
Organism: Triticum dicoccoides
Lineage: Eukaryota; Viridiplantae; Streptophyta; Magnoliopsida; Poales; Poaceae
Product: pentatricopeptide repeat-containing protein At5g25630-like
Exons: 4
Coding region: 247-2151 (634 amino acids)
Molecular function (GO): protein binding
Source: RefSeq, a predicted model, not a curated record